Messenger RNA from Limanda limanda (common dab), 4884 nucleotides. RefSeq names its product interferon regulatory factor 2 binding protein 1 (gene irf2bp1). NCBI's taxonomy places the organism in Eukaryota, Metazoa, Chordata, Actinopteri, Pleuronectiformes, Pleuronectidae. Bases 348 to 1646 code for a protein of 432 amino acids. Gene Ontology annotation, cellular component: nucleus. Gene Ontology annotation, molecular function: transcription corepressor activity. The transcript has 3 exons. Gene Ontology annotation, biological process: regulation of transcription by RNA polymerase II. The record is from RefSeq and is a predicted model, not a curated record.
UCCUGGGAGCAGCGGGUGACAGCAGCGGAUCCGGGCCGAAGAUAAACAACACGAAAACGGACGCAAAACUGCGAAAACCACGCGGAGCUCUGCGUCCAUUCCCCCCCCACGCCAUGGGUUACGAUGUUCUGACGCGUGUCCACUUCCGCUAACGCAGCCACGUGACGGCGUGCACCUGUGAGGGCAAACGGGGUCAGCGAGCUAACGCGUGCUAGCUUAGCAGGCUAGCUACCUGGAGCAGGCUAGCUUAGCAGGCUAGCUACCUGGAGCAGGCUAGCUAGCUUAGCAGGCUAGCUACCUGGAGCAGUCUAGCUAGCUCAGCAGGCUAGCUACCUGGAGGAGCAGCCAUGUCGUCCCCCUCGUCCUCCUCCUCCCGGCGCCAGUGGUGCUUCCUGUGCGACCUGCCCAAGAUGCCCUGGACCGUGGUGUGGGACUUCAGCGAGGUGGUGUGCCGCGGCUGCGUCAACUACGAGGGGGCGAACCAGGUGGAGUUCCUCAUCGCCAGCACCCGGCAGCUGAAGCGGAGCCACGGGCUGCAGGACGGCGGCAGCGUCCGGUCGCCCGGUCCCUCGCCCCACAAGCACGGCUCCACCGGGCGGGGAGAGGCGGCGGGGGACGCGGGCACCAGGCCCCACCUGGACCGCUUCGACCGGGGCGGGAGGGCGGAGGGACCCGCUGCUCGCGUCCCUCCCAACGGGCUGCACCGCGACGGGCAGCCGCCGCCCGAGCUGAACCGCCAGAGCCCCAGCGGCAGCAGGAGACCCAUGCUGGGAGCCGCCAUCCCGCCCAGCCUGGUGACCAGCAUCGCGGGGAUCCCCCACGGGCUGCUCGCGGGCAUGCCCACGGGUCUCACCGCCAGGACAGCCCCCAUGAGCAGCACCAUGAUCUUCCCCGCCCCGGUGCUGGCCGAGAUGAGCCGCCGGCAGCUGGGCAUCGGGAUGGGGAUCGCGCCCUUCAUCACCCCGGAGCUGGAGCGGGAGCUCAGCUCGUCCCAGAACCAGCCCAAGACCCAGACCCAGGUGCACACCGUGGCCGGCAGCAGCAAGAGCACCGGCCUCCCGUCCUCGGCCUCCUCCAUGGCGGGAGGUGUGAGCCAGACGAGCCCCAAGCCGGCCUCGUCCCCGGCCCGGCAGCCGCGGCCCCUCACCUCCAGGGCCGGUGCGGAGCUCCUGGGCUCCAGCUCCUCCGCGGAGGCGGCCACCACAGCAGCAGCGUUACCCCACAGUGGAGCCUCGGAGCUGGGGUCAGCGUCCAGCAGCAACACCCUGUCCACGGGAAACACUCUGUCCUGCACCUUGUGUCAUGAGAGGCUGGAGGACACACACUUUGUCCAGUGUCCGUCGGUGCCGGGCCACAGGUUCUGCUUCCCGUGCACCAGGGUGUACAUCCAGAGCCGGAGGGGAGAUGGGGAGGUGUACUGCCCCAGUGGAGAGCGCUGUCCGCUGGAUAACUCCCCCAACAGCCCCCCGUGGGCCUUCAUGCAGGGGGAGGUCUCCACGAUACUGGGCACUGGUGGAGCAGGACCUGCAGCCGCUCCUGCACCUGGAGCAGGGUCAGGGCCCGGACCUGCUCCGGCCAACACGUCCGGGUCAGGGAGCGGAUCCGGGAACGGAGACAUCGCGGUUAAGAAAGAGAGAGAGACGUGAUGGCGAUUUCCAUGGAAACCAAGAGCCAACACAGCAACAGGCAGAGUCGUAUCCCACACCACGAGGAGAAGUCUGAUCCGGACCUCAGACAUCCAGAGGAGUAAACACAGCGACUCACAGUAAAACUCCACUACACAGGUCUUAUCUCCACCUACUCACCCCCCCACCCCACACUUGUUCAGACUGAAGUUGCAAAGGCUGCCUUCACAAAUUGUCAUUACUGCUUUUUAUUUUUUAUUUUCUAAACAACUUUGCCAACUUCUAAUGUAAAUUCAGCCAUUCUGAUUAUAUGGGAAUGUGAAAUCAAUUGUCUCGGUGCAUCCUGGAAAUCCUGAACUCCCCCUCUGGAAAAAAACAUCUCAAGUCAAAUCUUUGUUUCAGAAAACAACAGAGAUCUUUAUCAAGAGAGUGAAUGUGUAACUGAGUAUAUCUGUUAAAAAGGCCAUUCACCACGAUCACAUAUUCUGGACCAAUCAACAACUGAACAGUGGCUACUUGUGUAGAGUUCACAGAAGCUGGUCCCAACCGGUGAUUGACUUCACCAGCUUUCAGAAAGAUGUCCCACUUUUCUACAAAAAAAAGAAAAUCUCCAAGAUGCACUUUAAGAAGCAAACAUCAACACAACAGAGCUGAAUGUCUCAAUUUGUCUUUCUAUGGCCACACAUUCAUUAAUCUGUCCUGGUUUUCACACAUGAACUCCAGACAUUGUGCGAGUUUCACAACUGGAAGCUGUUUGUGUGAGACGCGUUCACGUGUUGAAAUUAUUCGUUGGAGUUCAGGAGGCCGGAUGUUAAUGUCAUGAAUGUGUCUGCUCUCCUGCUGUGAUUUCUUUUAGACGACCCCCUGCUCUACUCACACAUCGACUCGAUCAGACAAUAGGUUUUAUGUUCUGUGACCUUUGCUUUCAUGCGUUCACCUCCUCCAGGUAAUGUCUAGAAAGGCUCAGGGCGUUAGUGCGUGUGUCGAAGCCGCCCUGAGCUGGUUUUGGUUUUCUCUGCUCACGGUAGCUAGCUCUAACUGCGUCCUGUAGCUUGUUGGGGAUAUUUUCUGUUUCAUAUAACCUUUCCCAGACUCACACUUAGUAGCCAUUGUCCAGUGUUAGUUGUAAACAGUUCAGUCAAUAUUGUGUUUGCAAGAGAAAGCACAAAAUCGUCAUCGGUUCCAACACAGACAUUACAAAUGCAGUAGCCACGGUUGUUGUGUAUCUUUUCCCUCGUUGAUGAACAAACUGACCGUCUGGUCCACGGAUCUCCGAGUGUUCGUAAACAAGUCAGAAAUGAUCUGUCUCAGACAAAAAAGACAAUUUUUAAAAACAUUUGUGCUUAAUUGAUAAGAAAUUGACAGCAGCGGAAACAGCGUGUAUCUGAAACGCAGAUAAACGCUGUUUUCCGACUGAAUCCAUGUCCUGGUGUAUUUUUCAAACUAAUUGAAAAGAAAAAACUCCACUAAAACCCGACCUGCUCGUGCAAACCCACUCGAGCCGGGGACAGAAAGCCAGUUUCUCUUUGCGGUUGUUUGUCGUCCACUUUAAGUGAAGCUGACUUUGACCCAGAGAGACGAAUGUUUGCUGAGCAGAAACAAGCGGUUUGUGUGUUGCAGCAUCGAGCAGCAACACAAACUCUGUGUUUGACUGUUUGAUUCAACGUUGCUUUCAUACACGAUGCAGCCCAGCGUACGCUUUACCCCGAAUGUAUAUGAAGAUAUCUAUUGAUAGACCUAGGACUAUAUUUUUAACUAGAAUAUUAAAUGUUCUAUACUGUAUAGACCUAUAAUAGUAUGUAUGUGCAAUCCUUAGUCAUGGUAUAUGCAACAGUUUGGAAAAUGUAAUUAAAGACAAAUGCGUAUCAUUUCUUAAACCCUUUGUUUUUUAAAGGGAGAACCCACCUAAAAAGAUUUAAUACCAGUUUCUCUCAAACAAGAAAACUUUUAUUGAAUCAAUAAUCAUAAGAACAUUUAAAGUUUUAAUCUUAGACAAAAUUUGUUUAGUUUGCUUUCCUUUCCUACUCAAUAAUUACAGAUGUUCCAAUACCAUUUUUCCUUUCCGGAUACCGAUUCUGAUACCUCAAAAUAUAUAUAUACAUAUAUAUAUAUAUAUAUAUAAAAUGUACUUUAACAGCUGUAUGUUAAAAACCAAGAACUGAAAAAGCACAAAGAUGAGUAAAUACAGGAAUUACUUGCUUUGAAUAUCUGGUAAAGUGCACUUCCACCUCAGAAUAUUUCUCAAUUGUUGACAUAUUAUCUCGCUCCGCUACAUCACUGGAAAUCACUUCCUCUCGCAGCUCAAAAACAUUUCAGUGAAAAAGUUGUAAUUUCAUGAGAAUAAAGUCAUAAUUUAACACAAUCAGAGGCCUUUCUGAUGCUGGUAUUGGGAACAUCUCUAUCAAUAUUAUCAAUGACCACACACAUACUUCUAAUCCUUUGUCACAUUAAAACAGACACAUUACACAUUAAAAGAUUUAAUCUCCUAAAUUGAACAAUCCAACAGUUUAAUCUCCACAGAUUACCAUGGAUUAGUUUUUUGGUGGUUUCUCUCUUUAUGUGCCGCGUGUACUCGCCCGUACAGACGCACAAACAAACCAAAGGUCAUUUUAUGUCCAAACUGAUGUUUCUGGAUGUAAAUGUUUUAUGGUAAGAUAUAUAUAUUGCUAUAUUUCUUGGCCAGGUCUCCACCGGUUCCCUUCAUCAAGCCGGUACAGUACACAGGCCGAUGCAGGUCGACUGUACCUGUGGGAUUUUACAUAUGAAAGUCUACAGUAUUCAGCAGAAACCUAAUAUAGGCCUUCGAUACUGAGAGAAUCUCCCACUGAUCAGGUGUGUCCUCGAGAAAUGUCCUUUGAAGAAGUGGAAUUUAAGUUUAAUAUGCACUGAUACAUCAUGCAAUCCCUUGUUAAGUGCCUUUUUAAAAUGUUUACCGUCUGUGUGUGUCUCUGUAUGUGUGUGUGCGUGUGUGUGUGUGUGUGUCUGGGAACCUCAGGGGAAGUAGAGUGCAAUGGCUUUUUUAUUGUAUCGUCAAUGAUUAACCUGAAUCUGUUUCCCUUCAAUCGCCAUCAGACGGCUUUUGCUUUUAUCGGAAGCCUUUGUAAAAGUAUGAAGGCCGUCCUUUGUUUGGAUAUGGUCUCUCUAUCUCUCUUUCUCUCCCUCUCUUUCUGUUUCUAUUCAUUUGUUAUUUUAGAUCUGUUGGUUUUAUUGUAGCUUCAUGUACAAAAUAGAAACCAGGAAUAAAUGGGAUGGAAACUUG